AUUAGACAAUAGGUUCCGGCAAACGAAGCCACCAGAAAUUCACAUUCCGGGGGAUUGAACAGCAAAAAUGUACUGGCUGCAUGCAGAACUACGACAAACACCAAGGGAGCGUCAAGCACCCCUGUCUUUGUUCCACUCCUUCAAGAACUCCACAAGUCACGACCGUUUUUGACGGUACACACGUGAAUCAUUGCCUAUUUCUUUGUUUCCAGGAAUUCUUCUAGAAGCAAGAGUUAUCCAAGGCUUGUUGACCAUUUCGUCGUUCAAAACCGGCCGACUUUGCAUUUCUCCACUGUAGAGGCAUGAACCGAAGCCAGCACUGAAAGAACAUGGCGACCCCGUUCAAGCAGAUAAACUUGUCGACAUCGUCUCUCGAGGGAAUGGAGCGCCCAGUGCGGUCCUUCAAGUCCUUCAUAAAGACUGUACCUCCAAACCCAGAACAACCACGAAACGACAAGCCAUUGCCACCGACUCCAUCACCCUCACAGGAGUUCGUGGUAGCAUCACAACCUCUCACUCCAACACUCGAGUUCCCCAAAAGAAGCGCGAGCGACGCUUCGUGGAAAGCUCCUGCAGAGUGGUUCAACAGUACCCCCGAAAUCGCGAAGACGUAUCCUGGAACACCCCCACUGCCCGGUGGACGAACGCUAUCCCCAGUCAUUCCCGAGCCCUUGUUUGAGGCCGGCGAAGGAUUCAUGGAAUUUUUAACAACGCAAACGUCGCCCUCGUCUCCCCAGGUUUCUCGACUCUUGCCGAUAUACGAGCGUUCGUUUGUGGACCUGGGACCACCCGGUUCUCCACCUAGGACUCCGUUGCCGUUACCACCAAAACCUACCACUAACCUAGUACCUCUCCCAAUACCACCGAUCACGAGUACAUCGAUGGUAGAUCUGAAGCCAUACACUGUACCUACACCAGCAGUCCGGCCAGAUUCCGAGAUUGGCACCGAUGCGGCUUCGGAUCACCCCUCGCCCCUGCAAGAUACUCGAGUCGACGGUUCAAGUUCGUCAGGAGGUUCGGCAGUGUCCGAUGAAUCGACCAAGGAGAAGGCAUUUUCAUCACUUGGACUGGAUCCAUCAGUGGGGCAUGCUAUGGACGACUACCGUGAGCACCACGAUCACGAUCGCCCCGAUAGACGAUAUAUGCGGGGGAGGAAGCUUCGUGCGUUGAACAAAGGAAACCCGUUGAGCGAUGACAGUUGGGAGGACCCGGAUCUAGAUGAAAAGGCCAGACAAUUGAGCUUCUCGCAAGACUAUCACGAUCUGCUGGUUGAUCAGUACCAAGAACUGAAUGUGCGUCCUGAGGAGGUUCUCAGACAAGCGCCGAACGACAACAGUUCUUUUAUGGUGGCUGGAGCCGGACUCGAUCCGAAGCCUCGACCGUUGGACCAAGGUCUCAUGCCACGGCCAUUGUCAUGGCAAAAAUCCUCGAAUGACUCCACACCGCGCUGUGUCUCCCUGAAUGGAAAUGCCACUACGGUUACGACUGGGGGAGAUUCGGCGAAUAAGAGGUAUAGGAUUUCUGGCAAGCUCUCUGUUUGGAUACCGCAACGACUCAGUGUUGGGAAUAGGAGCCGGCAGUGCAAAGACGAAACAGGCUCCGCUAAAAAACAAAAGACGCCAAAGGAGUCGAAGGUUAUCGAUGCCAACAGCUUCAAAGCGAUUCCUUAUGGGCAUACCCAGGAGAACACUAGUAGGGACUCAAGGUUCUCUAUACUUCCCCAGAACAAGCCUCUGCUAUUCGGCAGGAAAAACAGGUCAAGCAAAUCCAGUGAUGGGAGUCAAGAAAGGGGUUUAGGAGAACCAUCUCCAACCACGAGGUCUCCUAGGCACAUGCCUUUGAAGCCUAUGGUCCGUUUGCCAGGAGGUUUUGCAGUGGUUCGUACUCCACCGGAUCCAAGGCCGCGAUCGAAACAUGCAAGCCUUAUUGAUCUGAGUUCUUCGGUGAGGGAAAGACCAAUUAGUGAGGCAUUCCCUGAAAGCAGCAGUGUCUCCACAUACUCUGAAUCAUUCCUCCCAGCCCCUUCCGAGCAUCGAAUGUCUCAAAUAAGCCAACGCUCGGUUUUGACCGAAAGUAGAGGUCUAGCUGCAACAGCAGCAGCUCGCAACAAACUCCGAGUGUCAAUGGCAUCCUCACAAUCAAGACGCUCCAGUGGCUCGAAUCAUCCACUCGCCAACGAGAUCACCCAUCGUACCAACACCUCAUCGCUCAGUCCGAUAUCUACGAAAUCCACUUGGACGCAGUCCAGUGGUGAUUCAGCAUCGGUGCGGCAGAAACCAGGUAUUUUUGACAAGGCCAUGCAGGCGAGGCGCAGACGAAGCCGGGAACUGAGGCAGAAGAGAUUGAAGAAUAGUAUCAAAGUAUUAGGACCUACGGAUCCGCACGUCGUCAGUGGGUACAUCCGCGAUAGUGGACAGAUCAACAACAUUGACGAGGGAGGAAGAAGGCCUGGUUAUCUUGUCGAAGGGGUUUGA
Aaosphaeria arxii CBS 175.79 is the source of this 2474-nucleotide messenger RNA. RefSeq lists its product as uncharacterized. The transcript has a single exon. NCBI's taxonomy places the organism in Eukaryota, Fungi, Ascomycota, Dothideomycetes, Pleosporales. The record is from RefSeq and is a predicted model, not a curated record. Bases 330 to 2474 code for a protein of 714 amino acids.